Aaosphaeria arxii CBS 175.79 is the source of this 1188-nucleotide messenger RNA. RefSeq lists its product as uncharacterized. The transcript is spliced from 4 exons. Lineage: Eukaryota; Fungi; Ascomycota; Dothideomycetes; Pleosporales. The record is from RefSeq and is a predicted model, not a curated record. Bases 1 to 1188 code for a protein of 395 amino acids.
AUGCGCUACCUACGAUUUCUCAAAACGCCCAGGAUUGUGAAUGGACCAAAAUCCUCAGAGCCGGAGAUCUCUUUCCUAAUAACGAUCACUUCUGAUCUGGGUGACUCUUUCUUACCUUACGAUGUCACUCUUUUUGCAGAACUGAUUCCCGAAUCGGGAGGUCCAAUCAUUGCUUCAAAAAAGAUAGUAUGGGGCCCCGGAAUGCGAACUCUCCCAAUCAGUCUACCAUUCAAGAAAUCCAAAGUAAAUGGCGCCGUGAUUGUAAGAGUAGGAACGCAGCCUAAGAUCUCGAGGGACGAUUUCAACAGUCUCCUUCGGCGAGAAACACGCGGUAUAGUAUCUGCAUUCAGUGCGCCAAUAGACCCCAUAAAAGGCACCAAGGAAGCGAGAAAGUUGGUCGAGAGACGCAUAGGACUCGGUGACUCGGACACUUCUGAAGGAAAAUCAGAAAUCCGGAUUUGGGAGGAGACUGGCGAGAGCAUUGCGCGGCACUUAUGGGAUGCCGGGAUUGCAGCGUCGUCAUAUCUUGUAGAACAAGUUCGAAACCCCACCAACGAUGCCUUUUCAAAUGUUUUCAAACGUUCAAAAGACAACCAAUCUUUACGGAUACUAGAACUCGGCACAGGCUGCGGAAUGGCCAGCAUGUCCCUAGCACAAGUCCUAGAAUCCACUGAACUUAUUCUCACCGAUCUAUCCGAAGCCGAAGAGAUUGUCGACCACAACCUCAAAGGCAUCAAAACGGCCAGCAACACCUCCGCCAGCUUCCUGGAACUCGACUGGGAAGCCGAGUUACCCAGUAUUCUCACAGCGAAGCCCAUAGACAUCGCCAUGGCCGCAGACUGCACUUACAAUCCAGACAGCAGCCCGGCACUGGUGAACACGAUCUCCCGCAUCAGCAAACAGUCUCCAACCCUCGCCGUGAUCAUCGCCAUGAAAUUCCGACACUCAAGCGAGGAGGUCUUCUUCGACCUGAUGGCAGAUGCGGGCUUCGUCAAGGUCGCAGAACACGAGAUCCCGCUGCCGGGAGACGAAGAACCUGGGGAGGAAGACGUGCACGUCUAUCUGUUCCGUCACGAUUCUAGUCGACAGCUAGGAGAAAUCACGGCAACGAGACAACGGCGCGAAAGCAAUGCAAAUGCCUCCGAGCCUCUAGCGAAGAAGCGGAGGAAGUCGAAGGAUCGGAAUUGA